Molecule: messenger RNA, 4374 nt
Organism: Sardina pilchardus (European sardine)
Lineage: Eukaryota; Metazoa; Chordata; Actinopteri; Clupeiformes; Clupeidae
Product: potassium voltage-gated channel subfamily H member 4-like
Exons: 17
Coding region: 418-4374 (1318 amino acids)
Biological process (GO): regulation of membrane potential; potassium ion transmembrane transport
Cellular component (GO): plasma membrane
Molecular function (GO): voltage-gated potassium channel activity
Source: RefSeq, a predicted model, not a curated record
GGCUUUCAACUGACAAAACUUCCACAUUCCUGAGGAAAGCAAAUGAGCUUCUUCGGCACAGUGUGGGCUUCUCAAUCCACGUGAGGGAUUGCGGAUCCAGCAGAAAUCGCCUUUUGAGUCGCCCCACUGGGGGAGAUCCGGCGUGCCAUCCGUCUCACAGAGGAGCGGAUCUGGUGGAAGGAAUCCGGGGCUCAACGGUGGCAAGAGGCAAGAGCCAGGCUUUGGUGGAGUGUGGUGGAGGCUGUGCUCCAUGGGGGUAGGGUAGGGCGGCGCUCUUCCCCCGUCUCUCUCUCCCCCAGCGCCCCAUGACUGCAUCUCUGUGACCUCUGACCCCUCACCUCCCGGCGUGGGGGCGGACCACCGACGUUCCCGCGCGGUGUCUGAGGACCGACCCACAGGGCCGACGGCGGCGGCACCAUGCCGGUAAUGAAAGGGCUGCUGGCGCCCCAGAACACGUUUCUGGACACCAUCGCCACGCGCUUCGACGGAACCCAUAGCAACUUCCUGCUGGGCAAUGCGCAGGGUCACCGCGGUUACCCGAUCGUGUACUGCUCGGACGGCUUCUGCGAGCUGACGGGCUUCGUGCGCACCGAGGUGAUGCAGAAGAACUGCAGCUGCCAGUUCCUGUACGGCGCCGGCACCAGCGAGCACGUGGCCCAGCAGAUGCAGAAGGCCCUGGAGGGGCGAGAGGAGUACCAGACCGAGGUCCAGUUCUACAGGAAGAAUGGGAUUGCUUUCUGGUGUCUGCUGGACAUUGUGCCCAUUAAGAACGAGAAGGGAGAGAUGGUGCUGUUCCUCUUCUCCUUCAAAGACAUCACGGACACCCACGGCAAGAGCCAGCACAGACGCGACGGCUCAGAUGAUAAGAGGAGGAGGAAGAGCAGUAACUCCCACCUGAGUGCGGCGCGUAAGAGAGGCCGCUCCAUGCUCUACCACUUCACCAGCCACUUCUCCAGGGGCAGAAAGAGCGAGGUCAACAUCAGCACGAACAUGUUUGAGAAGCCCUCUCUCCCAGAGUACAAGGUGGCCACGGUGCAAAAGUCCCGCUUCAUCCUCCUGCACUACAGCAUCUCCAAGGCGCUGUGGGAUUGGAUGAUCCUGCUCGCCACCUUUUACGUCGCCGUGACGGUCCCGUACAACGUGUGCUUCACGGCGUACAACGACCUGGAGACGGCCUCCAGGAGCACCAUCGUCAGUGACAUCGCCGUGGAGAUGCUCUUCAUUCUUGACAUCAUCCUGAACUUCCGCACCACCUACGUGAGCCAGUCGGGCCAGGUGGUGUACGACUCGCGCUCCAUCUGCAUCCACUACGCCACCACCUGGUUCUUCGUGGACCUGGUGGCAGCGCUGCCCUUCGACCUCCUUUACGCCUUCAACAUCACCGUGACGUCUCUGGUGCACCUGCUGAAGACGGUGCGUCUGCUGCGGCUGCUGCGUCUGCUGCAGAAGCUGGACCGCUACUCCCAGUACAGCGCCAUGGUGCUGACGCUGCUCAUGUCCAUGUUCGCCCUGCUGGCCCACUGGAUGGCCUGCAUCUGGUACGUCAUCGGGCGCAAGGAGAUGGAGAGCCACAACCCCGAGGUCUGGGACAUAGGCUGGCUGCAUGAGCUGGGGAAGCGCUUGGAGACGCCGUACGUGAACAGCACGGUGGGGGGCCCGUCGGUGCGCAGCGCCUACAUCGCCUCGCUCUACUUCACCCUCAGCAGCCUCACCAGCGUGGGCUUCGGCAACGUCUGCGCCAACACCGACGCCGAGAAGAUCUUCUCCAUCUGCACCAUGCUGAUCGGGGCCCUGAUGCACGCGGUGGUGUUUGGGAACGUGACGGCCAUCAUCCAGCGCAUGUACUCGCGGCGCUCGCAGUACCACACGCGCAUGAAGGACCUGAAGGACUUCAUCAGGGUGCACGGCCUGCCCCAGAACCUCAAGCAGCGCAUGCUCGAGUACUUCCAGACCACCUGGUCCGUCAACAACGGCAUCGACGCCAACGAGCUGUUGCACGACUUCCCAGACGAGUUGCGCGCGGACAUCGCCAUGCACCUGAACAAGGACAUCCUGCAGCUGCCCGUGUUCGAGGGCGCCAGUCGCGGGUGCCUGCGCUCGCUCUCGCUGCACAUCAAGACCACGUUCUGCGCGCCGGGCGAGUACCUCAUCAGACAGGGCGACGCCCUGCACGCCGACUACUUCGUCUGCUCCGGCUCCCUGGAGGUCCUCAAGGACGGCAUGGUGCUCGCCAUACUGGGGAAGGGGGAUCUGAUUGGCUCGGACCUGCCGUGCCAGGAUCACGUGAUCAAGACCAACGCGGACGUGAAGGCGCUGACCUACUGCGACAUGCAGUACGUCAACGUGAGGGCCCUGCGCGAGGUGCUGGAGCUCUACCCCGAAUACGCCAGCACCUUCACCUCCGACAUCCACCACAACCUCACCUACAACCUGCGGGAGGGCAGCGAAGCAGAGGGUCUUACUCGGUUUUCAAGGUCACCCAGAUUCCCCCACGUGAGUUGUCCCCACAGACGUAUCCCGUCCAUCGUGGAGACGUCGGAGGAGGCGUCGGACGACUUCUUCCGCCUGUCGCCGUCCUCGCGCUCCCGCAAGAACCUCCUGCUGCCCACCCUGGGCAGCCCCGUGCGCCGCACGUCGCUUAGCAACCUGCUGGGCGACGAGCUACGGCAGUUCAACAUCAUGCGCCGCGGUCGCUCGCCUGCCCCCUCGCCCAAGGUGGCGCCCAAGCGAGACCACGCCCCUCAGCAGGGUGGGGUUUUGCAGCAGCACCAUGACAACGGGAGUUUACGGAAACCGGCCAACUUGCUCAUCCCGAACGUUACCUGCUGUGGUCCGCCAGACCUAAGCCCCAGGGUGGUGGAUGGAGUGGAGGAUAACAGCCGCACUUUUCACUUUAACGUGGAGCAGCACGGAGCCAAAGCCAGCAGCACCAGGAUAGUACACGAUUCAGCUCAGGUUAAUGCCACGCUCUUACAGGAGACUGAGGAGGUGAGACAAAGCAUCAGUCAGCUCAACAAGAAGAUGGGCACGCUGAACCAGGAAGUGUCCCAGCUCACCAAGGACCUGCACCACAUGAUGCACCUCCUCCAGACGCAGAUGACCGUGCACCAUUACAGCGCCGCGCUGCCCUCCUACCCGUACGGCGUGCACGUGGCACCCAACGCAGUGCCCGGCGGCGGCGGUGCCAACCUGGCCUACGGCGUCUGUCCCAGCAUGCACCUGCACCCGGAGCACCAUGCGUCCGACCUGCAUCUCCACCACGAGCACCCGUUGGCAGGGGGCAUGGAGCUUCAUGCUGCCCACCUCCAUGGGCAUGGGGCAGCGGACGGCAUCAGGCAUCUGGGCGCCAGCGCCUGGAGCAUGCAGGGUGCGUCUUCUGCAGGCCUGAACCAAUCGGGAGACGGGUCCUUUCAUCCUUCUGAUCAGGCACAUCCCCAGCCACCCUCCAGCCCUGGAGCGGGGUCCUGUUUCCCCGGUGGUCCCUGCCCACCCUCCUGCAGCUGCGUCUCCUCCCACACGGGGCACCAUCAGCACCAUCCGCUCUCGCCGUCCUCCCUCCUCACCAUCGCCCCAGGCUUCCUGGGCUCCGCCCCAGGACAGGUGCCUCUCGCUGGGCUUGAGGACGCAGGCCUGGCCCUCGGAGAGACCGCCUCCGGUGGCGGCGGCGGCGGUGGUUCUUUAGCCAGUAUCAGCCAAUCGCAGCCCAGCCUGUGCACGCAGCCCGCCCUCCACCAGCACCACCACCACCGCGGCCCGGACUUCUCCAACCUGCUGUCCAGCGCGCCCACGUCCACGCACUCUCUGGUGACGGCGGCCCCGUACCCCCCGCACUUCUACGUCCCCGCCGCCGCCGCCGCCGAGCCUGCCUUACCCCCCCUGGCGCCCCCCCACAGUGGCCUGAGCCUGGACUCGUCCGUCGUCGUCGUCGCCGUCGUGCCCCCUCCCCCGCUGCCCCCGCCGUCCUCCUCCUCGUCCCGCCGCUGCAGCCCGGACACCACCGGCCUCCUGGACGGGGUCAGCGCGGAGGACGGCUUCUGUCUGGUGGAGAGGUGUCCGUCGUCGCCCCCGCCGCCGCCGCUGACCUCCCGCUCGCCCUCGUCCUCGCCGCCCCCGCCGAGCUCCUCCGUGGCCAGGCAGCCGUCGGUGUCGUCGCUGGGCUCCAGCCCGCUGCGGCCGCUGGCGCUGCCCCUGGGGGACUCGUCGGCGGUGGGCCACACCAGCCUGGAGUGCCUGCUGGGGGAGCAGGGCUCCAUGGAGAGCCGGGACAGCGAGCAGUCGGGGGGCUCGCGGCGCUCCAGCGUCGGGCCGCAGUCCUCCUCGCAGAGCCAGACUCAGAGCUCCGAGGCGUCCUGGUCCCUGGAUCUCAUGGACUGA